AUUAUAAAAGACGCGAAGUGAUGGUGGCUGCUCAAAUAAUAGUAUUGUUUUGUAUGGUUGUAUACUUGCAAAAACUAAAAAUAAAGAAUAGGCAGAGAAGAGAUGCAUCUAGAAGAAAGUUUUUAAUGAUGAUAAGAAGGGAAAGAAAAAGAAGAAUGACAAACAGACUCCGCUUAGUAUACUUGAUGAAUUCUUCAGGCAGUCGUACUUGUUGGUGCAUUCAUCGUACUAAACAAUGGUGGCUUGCAGCAUCAAGUGGUCUUUUUGGUCCGUCGUGGUGGCGUGAGAAUCUCAGGAUGUCAUAUGAGACAUUCACGAUGCUGGUCAAUCAACUGAGACCAUACAUAUUCAAAAGAGACACUCAAUUAAGAACAGCAGUGACAGUGGAAGAGCGUGUUGCUAUUACCGUGUGGAGAUUGGCAACAAAUGUUGAAUACCGUACCCUGUCUGCCCUAUUUGGAGUGGGUAUAUCAACUGUAUGUACCAUUGUCAUGGAAACUUGCACAGUCAUAUCUCAACAUCUCCUACAACAUUAUGUUAAGAUUCCUACUGGAAGCAAAUUGAGGGAAACUGUUGACGGGUUUAAGACUCGCUGGGGUUUUCCUCAAGUUGUAGGAGCAAUUGAUGGUAGCCACAUUCCAGUACUACGCCCCUCAGAGUGUGCAACUGACUAUUACAAUCGAAAAUGUUUUUACUCCAUCAUUAUCCAAGGCGUAGUUGACUAUCAAGGACAGUUCAUUGACACUUAUAUAGGCUGGCCUGGGAAACUCCAUGACGCAAGAGUUUUCUACAACUCUUCCUUCUAUAAUAAGGGCAGACAGGGUACUCUGUUUCCAUCAAUGUCAGUUAGAAUUGAACAGACUGAUAUCCCAUUGUUAAUCUUGGGAGAUCCGGCUUAUCCUCUUCUUCCAUGGCUCAUGAAGCCAUAUCCUGAUUCACCCAGUGCCACUACUGAAGAGAAGCAUUAUAAUUAUCGCCAGAGUAGGGCAAGAAUGGUCGUAGAGAACGCCUUUGGGAGACUCAAGGGUAGAUGGAGAUGUCUUCUGAAGAGGAUGGAUUGCCAUCUGACAAAUGUACCAGUCAUAGUGGCUGCUUGUGUGACUCUUCACAAUAUUUGCGAAAGGUUUGGUGACAAUUGCCAAGAGGAUUGGAUAGACAGCGGCAUGGAUAUUAGUACCACACCACCAACUCAAGCCAGUAGCCUUAUACUAAACUCCUCUAGCACUACAGCAACACAAUCUAGAGCACAAUCCAUAAGACAUGCACUAACGAUUCACCUAAAUAAGCAGUAACAGUCAUUCAACAAUAAUUAUUACUUACAUCUAUAUUAUUAUCUGUAUAGCUAGCUCAUAAUAGUCUUUUACCCAGAGUUAUACCAAAAACUAUCAUGUACUAUUCUUUCUGUCAAAAAGUGACCACGUAUUAAAAGUGACCACGUGUCAUAAAAGGCAUUAUUUAGAAAAGUAAUGGCUAGAGAG
This is a messenger RNA of Amphimedon queenslandica, 1478 nucleotides long. Its product is annotated as protein ANTAGONIST OF LIKE HETEROCHROMATIN PROTEIN 1-like. The coding region runs from base 21 to 1292 and encodes 423 amino acids. The record is from RefSeq and is a predicted model, not a curated record. Lineage: Eukaryota; Metazoa; Porifera; Demospongiae; Haplosclerida; Niphatidae. The transcript has 2 exons.